Messenger RNA from Mesitornis unicolor (brown roatelo), 768 nucleotides. RefSeq names its product ras homolog family member H (gene RHOH). The record is from RefSeq and is a predicted model, not a curated record. Gene Ontology annotation, biological process: small GTPase-mediated signal transduction. Lineage: Eukaryota; Metazoa; Chordata; Aves; Mesitornithiformes; Mesitornithidae. Bases 23 to 598 code for a protein of 191 amino acids. The transcript has a single exon. Gene Ontology annotation, molecular function: GTP binding; GTPase activity.
UUGGCCCUGGACCAUUAAUAAAAUGCUGGAUUCAAUCAAGUGUGUCCUGGUGGGAGACUCUGCAGUAGGGAAAACAUCUCUCUUGGUACGUUUCACCUCUGAGACUUUUCCAGAUGACUACAGACCCACCGUAUAUGAAAAUACUGGAGUGGACGUCUUCAUGGAUGGAGUACAGAUUAGCCUAGGUCUUUGGGACACAUCUGGCAGUGAUGCCUUCAAAGGCAUUCGCCCCCUCUCAUACCAACAGGCAGAUGUGGUAUUGAUGUGCUACUCGGUGGCAAACCACAACUCCUUUCUGAACCUGAGGAACAAAUGGAUUGGCGAGAUCCGCAGCCAUUUGCCCCGCAUCCCCGUUUUGGUAGUGGCUACUCAGACUGACCAGCGUGACACGGGGCCCUAUCGUUCCUCCUGCAUCAGCCCGAUAGAUGGGAAGCGGCUUGCCCAGGACAUGCGAGCCAAAGGCUACUUGGAGUGCUCUGCCCUCAGCAACCGAGGGGUGCAGCAGGUGUUUGAGUACGCUGUGCGGACAGCAGUCAAUCAAGCCAAAAGGCAGAACAGGAGGAAGCUCUUCUCCAUUAACGAGUGCAAGAUCUUCUGAGGACCAUUGGCAGUGAUUUUGCCCACAUUCAUUCUUUCUGUCUUCGCACAAAGAUACCGUGGCAGAGAGGAAGGGAGGUGAAUCAAAGGAGGACUCCUGGCAGGACCACAGUGCAGGUGCCCCUAGUGAGACAGAUGUGCACUCUAUCUCAUCUGCUUGCCCGCUGACAC